Molecule: messenger RNA, 1259 nt
Organism: Bicyclus anynana (squinting bush brown)
Lineage: Eukaryota; Metazoa; Arthropoda; Insecta; Lepidoptera; Nymphalidae
Exons: 6
Coding region: 49-1038 (329 amino acids)
Cellular component (GO): extracellular region
Molecular function (GO): chitin binding
Source: RefSeq, a predicted model, not a curated record
GCCCUGACAUUGUCCCUGUAGCCUCACUAGAAACUCGGUGGAAGGACAAUGUUGAAGCUUUUUGCGUUAGUAAUAUUCGUGUGGGGAUGCGGCGCCUGGGCGGAUAGCAUGCUUUUGAACAAGCUCACUGAAAAAAGCUCCCGGCAAAAGAGGUUAUUAUUUUAUGAUGGUCAAGGCCAGUUAAUAAACACGUAUGGCAACUCACUGUACCGCUACGGUCAAAAUGAACAAAAUCUAUUCCACUGGAGCUUCUUACACAAUUUCAUAAGCCCACUUUACCCAACGGCUUUAGGCAGAACAUCCAUCGCGUACAUGGUACCGGUGUCAGACGCGGUGAUCCAACAGAUCAACAAGGACCCAGUGUACCAGAACAAACUCCUCAUACUGACAUACAAAGACCCGUUGGUGGAAGUCAACCCGCUCUGUGCCGCAAGGAGGACCCAGAUACCCUCCCCUCAUCUUUGCAGCAACUUCUUGAACUGCUGGGACGGAUGGGCGUUUGAACAGGAGUGUCCGGCCGGUCUGCUGUUCUCCAAUGAAGGUUUUUGUGACUACCCACAUAACGUGAAUUGCAAUAAUCGGAAAAUAAAGGAGCCUGUGAACCCAAUAUGCAACAAAGAGUUCGAAGCUUUCAGGAGCAAAGGGAACUGCAGUGAGUUUUUCGUGUGCGUGAACAACCUCCCCGUCCGGUUCAAGUGCCCAGCCGACCUUGCCUACAGCGAGGUUUUGGGUAUUUGUGACUACCCUAGCAGAGUGGUGUGUAAUGUCACACAAUCAAACACUUCAAACGCGCCAUCUAGCGUUCAAACUACUCAAGUUUUUACUGAAGAAACACCGACUGCAACUCCUAGUGUAGCAAGUUCAACUGCCUCUCCAACAGCCAUACCGAUACCAACACCGAAUGAUAAGAGUAUGGUGAUAAAUAAAUUGGAGUACAAUACACAAAGCUGGUCAUCAACCCACGUAGCUGUAUCGCGUCAAGAUGCAAUCCGUCAGUUGCAACUCGGAAAAAUCGCCCAACUCAAUGUAGAUAACUAAUUGAAUUUCCUCGAAUAAGUCGCCCAGUAUUGCUUACACCCAGUUUCGAACCCGUUAAGGUAUCUUGUAGUAUAAGGAAAUGAAGUCGUAACACUUUUAUGUUCACGUUUUAAAUUAUGCGCCGUCAUACAUACGCUUUUAUGGGAAACUUGUUUGUACCUAUUUUUUAAUAUACAUAUACUUACUAAAGACCAUAUGCAAAUAAAGAUUUAUUUGCAUUG